GCACUUUUUCAAAUUCUAAUUUACGAUGUCGCUUAACACAGCUUACGCAAGUACAAUACCAGCAGUUUUCAAAAUCGUUGAGAUUAUUCUCAAUAUUAUACUCAUUAUUCUUGUUGCUGUGUCACCGAACUACGUCAUUCCUGGCCCUGGAGGAUGGUUAUUCUUCGUCGCAAUCUUGACUACAUUGAUUUCAUUGUUUUUCUAUUGUAUACACCUUACAAAUGCAAUAUACAGGUUUUCGGGGCCUAUGACACUAAUCGAAUUUAUAUGCAUUGCAAUAUGUUCAGGUUUUCAUUUAAUCGCUAUGAUUGUAUGCGCAUGUACAGUAUCAGGUUAUGGGACAGCAAUUGCUGCAGCUGUAAGUUCUAUAUUUACUUACAUCUUUAUUGUAUGCACAUUGUUGUUGGUUAUUUUGUCUUCUUGUUAUAAAUCUAUUCUGUACUUAUUUAAAACCGUUAAAAUUCACAAAAUUGUAUUGUAGAAAUAGUCCGAUAAAUAUUAAUUUAAUGAUUGUCAUGAUAAAAAUAUGGAAUAUGGAGUAAUAUCAGAUGACUUGUCCUCUUACUGUAAAGACCCAACCAUCGAUUACGGAAAUCUAUAAAGCUAGAUAAUUUAAAGAAUUUUUAGAGGAAAUCUUUUUUAACCUCUCCUUCGGUUGUUUGGAGGUAUUAUCGCCGCAUAUACUAGUUGUCUAAGCGAAACACUAAUGCUUUCACACCGCUGUAGAGUUGGGAGUAAAAUCUCACUCACGAUCUAUGAAAUUACUAACGUUGGUUUUGUCUUCUUUUUUUCAAUGGACCUCUAUACUAUAGUAGAAAGUCCAGAAACAAGUGUUUUAGAUGAUAUAACUUAAGUAAUUCAUUAGGGUGUGCACGUGUUGUCAUCAACAAGGAGGCGGCUACGAUUGAGAAAAACUAAACUAUUGUUGUAGUCAUUCACCUCAAAACCUGAAAAUUUUAUUUCGAUCAUAGUUUAAUCAUCAUUAACAGUGCUGAAACGAAGAAAAAAACAGUUGUUCAAUAAUCCCCGAUUAUAAAAUAUUCUGUAAUUUAUAUCAUUAUGCAAUGAAAAGUAUACCUAAACAACAAAAUACGAACAUUAGGCUGUGAACCAAUCAUAUGUCAAUUAGAAAACAAAAUUAAUAUACUUUGGGUAGAUAGGUGACUUUAGAUUUAUUUUUCAAAACUAUUAUUGAAAAUGAAAAUGCAAAUUAUGUUUAUAAAAGCUUAAACGAUUAAAAGUAAAUAACUCUAAAGUUUCAUUUGGUGAUAUUUUUAUUCGAGUGUCUUCAGGUAAAUAGUAGAAAAUAAAAGCACUCGGCACCCAGGUCACAUCAUACUGUUCCUUCAGUACUAGAUAAAUGCUCUCGCCUAAGUAUGAUCAGAGUCCGAGUGUAUGCUUCUAAAAUGGAUAAUAUCGUCUAUCAAACAUCUUUAACAAUAUUUGACAAAGAUACGGUAUAUUUAAAUUCAUCAUUUUGUUGUUUUUAUAGUAGCUCGAUUACAAAUUGCAUCUACACAUUCAUGAAGUUUGUAGUAGCCGGAAAUCAGUUAUUCUAGAACAUGUUUUUUAAAGAGAUAGUCAACAUAACCCGUCCAUGAAAUAACUUAAUAAAUUGUAUAGUUCUUCAUCAGAAUUCCAAUAGGAUCUAACCUAUACUUUCAAAAAAAACAAUACACUUUAAAUAGUUCCUAGUAGAAAUCUACUAGAAUCAAGUAUUUCAAGAAAUAAAGUUUUUGAUUAGUAAAUUUUUUUUAUUCUAAAGUGAAUAUGAUAAUGCUUCGAUAGAUAGAUCAAUUCACUAUGGUGACAUAGGUUUAUCUAUUACCAAGAAUAUCCAUCAAUUUUUUUGUGAAAUCUUAUGAAUUCAUCAAUUUCGUAUUUCAUGUAUCAUAUAAAUAAAGUGAUCAGUUAGUUAAGUUAUGUAAUGUUCAACAUUACAAUUAGAAAAACGUAUUAUCUAUGCAGUGUAAAUCAUUCGUCUGUUGUACAAAGUCUUUAAAGCAAGAUUUUAAAAGCAAGUUAAUCAUGGAUUAUUCAUGAAUUAAUUCGCUGAACAGAAUUAUAAAAAAAUAAGGCAUGAAUAAAUGAAAACGGAUCAGAACAGAAAAUUAAUCCUUUACCAAUAUUAUUUACACAAAUUAAAGUUAUUCAAAUUAUUGCAUAUAAUAGUACGGGAUAAUAAAAUAAAUGAAUAUGGAUUCAUUUAACCAAGUAUUCAGAAAAUUAUCAAAUAUACUCAUAGAUAAUACCUAUAAAUUACAUGAUAAUCUCAAAGAUAAUAAGAAAUAAACAUUCAGAAAUAAAACGGAAAAUAUAAUUCUCUAUAUAUGACAAAUUUACAAAUAGAUGACCAAUAAUGGAACAACUGUAACCGAUGAUUUAUAAAAUUAAUAGGCAUAUUGAAACUAUGCUAAACUGACAGAUUGAACAGAUGCGUUUUUUCAGAUACACAGAUCACGUUUGAAUUGAUGAAUCAUGAUCGUGUCAGACGUUCAUAAAUCUCUAAUCCAAAUAUUCUUUGACUCCGUUGUUUAGAGUUUGCCAACAUUUGUGAAUGUUGAUUCAUGAAGUGGCACAUGAUUACAGUUGAUCACACAUUCACAAAUCGAAAUGUUGAUAGAUUUGAAUCACGUUUGAAACUGUCAAACAGAGUGCUGGUGGUGAAGAUGAUGGUGUUUGGAUAUGCGUUUCAACAAGCAAACUAUUGCAAAAAACAAUACAACCUGUUCCAGAUGAUCAGACAAACUGGUAGUUGUGCACUGAGAUGGAUGAAUUGGAGAUUUAUUAUACACCUACUUCCUACAAUGAAACACUUACGUACAGGAGGAAUUGAUAAAUAACUAUACUGAAAUAGAGGUCUUUUUCAGAGAACUCAGUAGUCUGUUAUUCCAUAACUCUUCUCCUUAGAUAUUUUUUCCAAGUUGGAUGUUCACAAACAGACUUUUGUCGAGAAGUGUAUGCUUGCUCCCAGAUUGAAAAUUCACCACCGCUCACCUACCAUCAAUGAAUAAGUUGUAGGGUGAGUAUACUUGAAAUUGACUAAAGUGUUGAUGAAAUGCGGUACAAAUUGAAACAGACAGACUCACCGGUCAGUUGUGCUGUGAAAUCAACCAUAUAAGCUCUACAGAUUUCAAAGUGAUGGAAGGAAUACUGCAUCGCAUAUUGAUAUUUUACAUUGUGAAGACGACAUCGAAUCAAGUGUAUAUUGACAGUUUAAAAGUAAUCUGGUCGAUCUUAUCACUAGAUACAGAGAAACGGGUUAGAAGGUAGUUCAUACCACUUAUGACUUGUGACUGUGUCAGUAUGAAUUAUUCCAGAACAUCAGAUAAACUGGUAACUUGAUUCUAGAGUGUCCGAUUUCCACAAAUCUAACUGCUACCUGACAAGUAAAUAGAUUCAUCAUUUAUUGAUAUACAACGUUGUAGUCUGCACGCAUAGGUAUUCACUUGUGUUGGUUUAGUCAAGUGUACAGAUUUGAGUUGACAUGAAUGUUUACAUUUUAAACAAAUAGUUGAUCAGAUCAAAUUAGCAUAAACACUCUAACUGUCCAACUAAUUACUUUCAAGUUGUAACGAUUUUCCAUUUGUAAGUGAUUUCAUUCAUAUUAGAUUUAUGGUUUGUCAGUAUCUAAGAUUUAACGGAAUUGUGUGUUGUGUACUUUAUUACUAAGCCAACUGAGUACAAAUAAAUCACAGUACUACGAAUACAUAAACUGUGCUGAGCCCUAAGACGUUUUUUGCAACAGUUGGACGCCUACAUAACUGUACAUUGAAAAUUAUAAUCUUCUCUUUACACUCGUUAGUUGGCAUUAAUCCGUAACCUUAUAUAAUCCAAUCUCAUAUUUAACAUGUGUCAACAGACUUGGAUUAGCACUGAAGUAUUAUAAAGUAUUAAAGAAGGAUUAAUUAACAACUCAAACAUUCACGAUAUACCAUUUUUGAAAUAAUCCGAAAUCGUUAGUAAUGUGGUGAAACAUAAAAUCACUUAUAUCAAUCAGUGAUUUAAAUGAAAAAUGCUUUUGAAGAUUAAAAUCAGUCAGUUAUUUUGUGAUUUAAUAUGUUAAAAAGUUUUAGGAAAGAAAUGUUACAUUAGUAUUACAGGUAUAUCUUGUUGACGAAUCUAAACCAGCACGAUAACUAUAUAAAGUAGGGUUUCCUACCGACCACUAUCAAUCACAUUACACUUCAUUUAGAUAAGCAAAUAAGUGUAAAGCAAUUACUGGUCCUGAGUGCUUUUUAAUUGUACAACUGGAUACUUAUUAACAAUAUCAUUUUGAUAAGGGUCUAUCAGCAGUAGGUCUCAAUAUACAGAAAGGGAAAAGCAAGAUUCUCUGAUACAACACAGCAUGCACCAAUGGAGUCACCAUUGAUCGAGAAGAUUUGGAAGAUAUAAAAAUCAAUGCAUAUCUGAGCAGCAUCAUUGAUGAACAUGGUGAAUCUGAUGCAGAUAUGAAGGCGCAGAUCAGCAAGCAAGAGCAGCUUAUUUACAACUGAAGAACAUCUGGAACUCGAAAAAACUGUCAACCAACACCAAGGUCAGAAUUUUCAAUACAAAUAUCAAGACAGUUCUUAAGUUAUUGAUGAUUGGUCAUAAGUAAUAUGAAAAUACAAAUAUUGACCAUCAUAUUAUAUUUUAAUGACUUCAUUCAUAAAUUCAUCUUAUAAAAUAUAAAAUAAUCUAUCUCUAUUAACAAUAUAUCACAAGUGUUUAUAAAUGAAUUUAAAGAAAUUGUCAUUUGAGUCAAAUCGAUUAUUUGCAUAACCUUAUUUCAUAUAAAAUUCAACUUGUCAACAAUCAUGACAAGUCUAAAUGAUUUCUCUUUACUUUUAUCAUAUUGUCUUUCUUUUAACGACAACAACAACACCAACAACAAUCAACAUUUUUAUAUACACAAUUAUAUAACUGAAUCAAAUUUCUC
This is a messenger RNA of Schistosoma margrebowiei, 4921 nucleotides long. The record is from the annotation of a GenBank genome assembly. Lineage: Eukaryota; Metazoa; Platyhelminthes; Trematoda; Strigeidida; Schistosomatidae.